UUUCUAGAUGCUUCUCUGGGAUCUUUCUCCCUGAAGAUCCACCAAGAUGAACAGCAAGGACCUACCCACACUCCAGGAACUGGCUGGGAGGAGCCUUUUGAGAAAUGAGGACUUGGCUAUCUCUGCUUUGGAGAAAUUACCCAUAGUAUUUUUCCCUCAACUACUGAAGCAAGCUUAUGAAGACAGUCGUGUUAAUGUCCUGAGGAAAAUAGUGUCUUCCUGGCCCUUCCCUCGACUCCCUCUGGGAGCUCUGAAGAGGAGAAAUGCCUGGGACUCCCAAGAAUACUAUGUCCUAGAGGAGGUUGAUAAGCUGCUUAUCCAGAAGGUUCGCCCCAAGGAGUACAAACUAGAAGUGUUGGAUUUACGGUCUGUGGGUCAGAGCUAUUUGGAUGUGUGGUCUGGGCCCAUAGAUAGCUGGUUACCACAGACCUCAAGUGCGACUGAGGGACGGACGCAGCCCUUGAAGGUGGCAGUGAACUUGUAUCUCAGGGAUGAGCAACUUAACAAGCUGCUCUACCUCUCUCAGUGGGCUGAGAAGAGGAAAGGCUUGUUGCAGCUGUACUGCUAUGAACUUCAGAUUUGGUUACCAUCCCUCUCCAUCUGCAAGUAUCUCUUGGAAUGUGUGAACCUGCAGUAUAUAGAAAUACUGGGCCUGCAUUCCCUCCGCGAUCCAGCCUUCUUUCUUAACUUGGCUUCUUACCUGGGCCACAUGACAAAGCUGUGCGAGCUAUCUCUCUCCAACAUCCAUGAAGGGAACAUCGCCUCUUUAGAAGAGAGAAGGCAUAUCAUCUCCGGGUUUGCCUCACAGCUCCUCAACCUGGAGUGCCUCCAGAAGUUCCAUCUGGACACUGCCGCCUUCUUUGAGGGUCACCUGCACCAGCUGCUUAGGUCCCUGAAGACCCCCUUGAAUGACCUGGCAGUGACUCACUGUACAGUCUCAGCAUCAGAGUGGAACCGUCUUUCUAAGUUGCCAUGUGUCAGUCAGUUGCAGCAACUGAGUCUGGAAAAUGUCAGAUUGACCAGUCUAAGUCCAGAACCCCUCCGAGUUCUGUUAGUAAAAGCUGCACCCACCCUGGUGGCCCUGAACUUAGAGGACUGUCGCAUUAAGGAUCGACAUCUCUAUGCCAUCUUACCUGCCCUGAGCCGCUGCCUCCAGCUUACCACCUUCAGUUUCUAUGGGAACCAAAUCUCCAUGCAUGCUCUGAAGAAACUGCUACGCCUCACUGCCAGCUUGGAACGCCUAAGGAUGGAGCUGUAUCCUGUUCCCCAGGAUUGCUAUGAAGACAAUGGCUCUCUCAAUAGGCAAAGCACACGUGACCAUUGCAAUGAGCUUAUGGACAUAUUGAAAGCCAUUAGGGAGCCAGGGAGGGUCUAUUUUGGUACUGACCGCUGCUAUAGAUGCAACAAUCGAUACAUCUACAACAAAACCAUGAUGUGUAAGUGUCAGAGGCGUUGACUAGUGUGCAAUUACCAAAAGCUUGCUUGUGGAUGC
Phodopus roborovskii (desert hamster) is the source of this 1492-nucleotide messenger RNA. RefSeq names its product PRAME family member 7. Gene Ontology annotation, cellular component: cytoplasm. Lineage: Eukaryota; Metazoa; Chordata; Mammalia; Rodentia; Cricetidae. The transcript has 3 exons. Gene Ontology annotation, biological process: negative regulation of DNA-templated transcription; negative regulation of apoptotic process; negative regulation of cell differentiation. Bases 47 to 1456 code for a protein of 469 amino acids. The record is from RefSeq and is a predicted model, not a curated record.